UCGCUGUCCGUCCCGCGCUCCUCCUCCUCCUACUCCUCCUCCUCCUCUUCCACCACCACCACCUCAUCUUCCUCCACCUCCUAUGGCCACCGAUGCCCAGGCUUCGAACGGUCGGCUCCAUGCGUUCGCAGCCGUGGCCCAGCCGGUGCUGAAUUUCGGCAUGUCCUCAGCCCAUGUGACUCCCUUCGGACAUGCCUCCAACGGGUCAGCGGAACGAGUGAGAGCCAAGCUCGAAGCCAAGCUCCGUCCACUUCCUCCGCAGACUCCGCCCACUCCACCCGGCGGGACACGCCCCAUAGCAACAGUUGCCAUGGAGACGGCGCAACCCGUCACGGCCAUCGCUGAGAUCGCUUGCCGAUCGUCCAAUCUGAAGUCGACGCUGCUGUCCACCGAUUUCUGCAACCUGACGAAAACAGGCGGCGGCGUGGGAAACAGCCGGGUUGUGCCAGCGUCGCCACCUCCGCGAGAGGACCCGGUCCCCACGGCGGAGCGGGACACGCUGAUGGAGUGGAGCCCUGGACACGCGCGCACCACGGAGGAAACCCGCGGCAGCCCCACCGCGGAGGCGAAACGCGGUUCCCCUCGCGGAGGCCUGGACGCGGAGCGAGCCCCACGGUGGAGCUCUGCCGCGGAGCCACGGUCGUGCGGGGACGUGGAGCUCAAGAUGCAGCACCUGCUGGUCGGCCGCUGGUCACCGGAUGGCAGAGGCCCCGUGGUGGAGGUUCCGUCGGCAGAGAACGGCUCCGACCAGCCCACGCCGUUCGACGCCGGCGGCGCCAGCGGCGGCGGAAGCAACGGAGGAGGCGGUGAUCCGCGCAAGCGAGUGUUCCACGCCGAUUCUUCUUCGGAGGAGGAGGAGGGCGCCUACUCAGCCUCCGAGGCCAAGAGAAGGAGUCCUCCUCUUCCUACUCUUCCUCUGUCGCCGCGCCUCCGCUCCGUCAGGAACCCCAGGGCGGAAGAGAAAGACGGUUGCGGGCUGCCGAGCCCUGUCGCGGAGGAGAGGUGGCGCACCGUUGUGGGAGGAGGCCUCCUCGCGGAGGAGCUGGGAGGCAGAGGUCCCGUUGCAGAGGAGCGGUGGCCGCGUGGCAGGGUUCUAGUUGUAGAGGAGCACGCGGACGGAGGCCCCGUCGCGGAGGAGCGGUGGCCACACGCCAGAGAGCUCCUCGCGGAGGAGCCCGGGGACGGAGGUCCCGUCGCGGAGGAACGGUGGCCGCGUGGCAGAGGUCCCGUAGUGGAGGAGCCGGCGGACGGAGGCGCCGUCGCGGACGAGCGAGCCGAGGAUGGGAACUCCGCCGCCGCCGCCGCUGCCGCGGCCGCUGUCGCUGCUGCUGGCGCUGUGUCAGGAACUCCGGAACGUCGCAAAACCUGCCUCGCCGACGUGGUCGACUCGUUAAAGCAGCGCAAGCUGGAGGCUCUGUCCAGGUCGGAGCAAGACGGUUGCCCAGCGUCUGAGCAGAGGGCCGUGCCGGUGAAGGUGAAGUCGUUUGUUCCUUUGGCGCCAGCUGGAGAUGUCCAGGAGCAGCUGCAGGGCUCGCGCGACAGCCUGGCGGAGAAGGAGCGCGUGCUGGCGGCCAUGAUGGGCCAGCUGUCGGCGCUGCGGGAGCAGAUCCUGACGGCGCACGACGAACAGCGACGCGUCGCCGCCUCGCAGGUGGAGCGCCAGCGGCAGGCGUCGCACCUCGCCCGCCAGCAGCAGGAGCAGAUCGCCCGUCAACAGCAGCAGCUCUUGCAGCAGCAACAGAAGAUCAACGUCCUUCAGCAGCAGAUUCAGGGUCAGCUGUCUCCGAUGAUGAUUCCCAUUUUCCCGCCGGAUCAAAGGGCGAUGGCGGCCCAGCACGGCUUCGUUCUGCCCACCGCGUUGGCCUGCAAGCCCGUUGAACAGUACUCCCUGCCUCUGCUACCGUCAACGCUGGGGCAUGCUGCUACCCCUGCCCUCUCUCCGCUACACCUGCAGAUUUACGCCGCUCACCUGGCCGCGAUGCAGUCGCCCGCGCAGUGCCACUCUGUGUCGCUGCCGCCGGCGCCGGCUGGGGGAGACCGGGACAGAGACAAGAGCCCAACGAGCGCCUGCAAGGAGGCCCCGCAGCCGUUGAACCUGUCAUCGCGCGCUCACUCGGCGGCCUCCUCGAUGCUGGAGGGGUUGGGCGGGGGGCUGGGGGGGGGGCCGCCCCCCUCCUCCUCCAUGCUGCCGCUGCUGCACGCCGUGCUGGGGAAAGCGAGCGGCGCCAGCAACAAUAUGGCCGCCUUCGGAAUGCUGCAUCAAGGCCUCACGGCCCAGACUCAGCAGCGGGCCCCAGAGGUAAAGCAGGAGCGUGCAGCGAGGCAUGAUGGGAAAGUUGCUGCUGCACUCAUCAACAGCGGCCGGUGUGUCACGGAGAAGCUUGCUCUGGAGAGCCUCAUGCAAAGGAUGAUGGGAGAGGCAAGGGAUGAUGGGAAGUCAGGCCUCGGUGGAGUGGAGCGGGCAUCCAGCGAGGAGAUGGAUGGCGGCGGCGUGUUUGGAGACGCCAAGGUGUUCCGUGACGGCAGAGGCCGGCACGCGGGAGAGCCGCACAUCAAGCGCCCGAUGAACGCGUUCAUGGUCUGGGCCAAGGACGAGCGGCGCAAGAUCCUGCAGGCCUUCCCCGACAUGCACAACUCGAGCAUCAGCAAGAUCCUGGGCUCCCGCUGGAAGGCCAUGUCGAGCCAGGAGAAGCAGCCGUACUACGAGGAGCAAGCGCGACUCAGCAAGCUUCACCUGGAGCGCUACCCGGGCUACAAGUACCGGCCGCGGCCCAAGCGCACGUGCAUUGUGGAUGGUCGCCGGCUCCGCGUGGGCGAGUACAAGGCGCUGAUGCGCUCGCGCCGCGAGGGCGGCCCCGCACAGCUCUACCCGCCCAGUCCCACGUCCCAGGUGCCCCUCACACAGCCUGGCUCGGUGUAUCCUUCCGCCAUCGCCAUGGUGACCAGCGGUGGUGGCCCGGCCUCUUCGGCGGCAGCGGGCCCCGCCGCCCACUCUCCGUCGCGCGUCCAAUCGGAGUGCUCGAGCGGCUCGGCGAGCCCGGACUGUGGCCCGCGGCCCUUCCACGUGCACGCACUGGCGGCGGGCCGCCUGGGCUUGGGCCUGGGCGGCGGGGGCGCCGCCGCGGUGCGCGUGGAGACCCUGGGGGGCCGCCGGGACUUCGAGCGGAUGGACUACCGCGGCGGCGGCGGCGGUGGGGUGGUGGCAGUGGGGGGCACGGUGCGCGAGGACGAGUAUUACGGCGCGGAGGCGCGGCUUUACGAGGACUACGACGAGGCGCAGGGCGCCGCCUCGGACUACGAGAGCGAAGGGGAGACCGUGCACUCCGACAACGGCGGAUUCGGCCUCGCGGGAAACUGACUCCUACUGGGACAACUGUUGGGGGAUUGGGGGGGAAGAGUUUUUAUAGCUCGUCGGAUUCCUCCAGUAUAAAUAAAUGUUUUGAUUCUUGACUCCUGAGAGCGAAGGUGGCGUAGCGGGUAGGCGAAGCGGGGUUGGGGGGGGUGUUGAGAUAAAAAAUUUUAUCAAAAAAUUAAAAGACGCACGGCAAAAGAAAGACUGAUAAGACGACAACGAAGCGCUUGCACGGUCCAAGUUUACUUCGGGUAACGGCAGCGCGAACCCUAAGUCGGUAAUCAAAAUUAGUAAUUUAAUGUUGGGCCUAUAACGACGAGCGAGAGUCUCGCCGUUGUUGGCGCUGGGACGAACUGUUUUGACUUUCGUGGAAACGCAAAAAAGGGGGGGGGGGGUUGGUUUCGCUGCGUUUAAGUUUCACAACGAGCUCAACGCUUAGCAGUAAAAGCAAAUGGACGCGUGCGUUCCGGUGAUUUCGCUUGUAAUCUUGAGACGACCUCAGUACGAGAUGCGUUUUUUUCGUUUGUUUUGACGUUUCUUGUAAAAGGGAUUGUUGUUAUCAGCAACGGCACACACGAAGAAAAGUGUUGCGAAAAAGUGUUAACUUGUUUUCCCUCUUCUUUCGUUGUAAUUGCUGCCUUUCGAGCAGCCCUUGAAUGCUUGCUAUAGACAAGUAGGCCUAGUGAGCUAGUCCCACGCAACAAGUGUUGAUUUUUUUUGACUACAGGCCUCAUCUCGGGGCCUUGUUGUUUUGGAAUCGACUGAAUUUUGAUUCUGUAGUCCGCAACUGUUAAUGUUUAUAGAUCAUCUUAGACCACAGUCAGAUUCUGAACUGUUUUACUGCCUUUCGAGUCUCGUUCGUUUUACUAUAACUUUUUUGUGUCAUCUUAUGUUUUUUAGUUGACAUAUUAGACCGAUUUUAUGAGCGACAAAAAAGUAGUCCCGCGAAUAUUGCUAUGGUGUCUCGAUUGUGCCAAAAACUAUUUUUUGCACGUGACACUGAGUAGCACUUUACUUUCUUGUGCUGUAACAAGUAUUUAUAGAUGAACAACAUUGGUGUGUGUAAGUGGGAAGUUGAAUAAUACUAAUAAUGCUGAAUAAUUUCAAAGAAAACUACAAAUGAAGGCGUGUAAACUUAUGGCCUAGGUAGGCUUGGCGUAAACUCAGUACUUAGAUCCUAAGUAGGCGGUUUACAAUGCAGUAUGGUAAUGCAUUUUUGAACAGUGGUCUGUACAAGACAUUGCUGGUAUGGAAAGAAUUCAGGAACGUAGUAAUACACUACCGAUCGCAAAUAUAGGAACCGCUUAACUUGAGUCACCAAAUACUUAACAAUGUCUUAAACACUUCCUAGUUUUUUGGCUUUUACCCACUUCAACCAAAAUAAAUAUUUCCAGGAAAACUAAAUUCAUAUUUACCCUCAAAUGAAGAAAAAAAAUAUUACAUUUAUUCCGUAACAUCUCGCCAGGUUUUAUGGGUUUGGGUUUCAAAAAUAUAUGGCCCAAUGAAAUCUAGCUUACUGAAGCCUGGAAGAGUAGGCCAUACACUCUCUAGAGCAGCGUUCUUCAUAGCAAGGCCCCGCGGGCCACUGGCGGCCCCUGCUGCCCUUUAGUGUGGCCGCCGACGUGCGGUCCCCGACAAUACACACAUUUGAAAAAAUCCUUGCAGGCGGGGUGGCAGCCCUCACACUGAUCUGAUGUCUUAUCAGCCAAAAGGCCCCCCCCUCUGUCAAGUAGUGAAGAACACUGAUCUAGAGGCAGUGUCUUGAGCAAGACAUUGCAGAGCUGCACCUUUAACCCCCCACUGACGUUCAUAACCUACAACGUCAUCUGGUGCCCGUUGGCCAUGAUGCUGGCUAUGAAGUGAGCUCAGUACUCCGCGUGGCUCUUAAGAGCGAUUUUAGAGUGGGCUCACUGGAUUUUGGCGCUUGCGUUCAUGGAACGUCACUGGCCCUGAGUUUGGAGACGCGUGCUAACGCCGCAAGGGAGAACCCGCGCUUACAGCUUUGGGGGUCACACGCUCGGCAAUGUUUUUGGCCUUUGUUGGAGGCAAGCGCUGCUUUGGCGAGGGCCAACGAAGGCUACCACGGUGCAGCCACGAACGGGUGGUGUGGCGAGGGAGCACGCCCCGGCCGCCUCUGUCUCUCCCAAAGGUGGCCACACACGGUUGACAGUUGUUAAGCAUCUGAUGUAGCACUUAGUUCCAAAGGGACGUUACUAUUGCAAUAGGGACAAAGUCCGAUUCCUUUAAAUCUCCGUGUGUUUAAUUUCAUCCAGAUUCUCCAAACCCCAUUAAAAACCUGGCUUUAAAAAAAGAUGUUACACAAUUACAUAAUUCGCCAAUCAUAUUCCUGGGAAUUUUUUUUUUGCUUGUGUGAAUGAAAACGAAAAAAAAUCUGGAACUCUUAAAAAAAACCUUAAUGUCUUAAACCUUUUUGUUUUUUACAUUUUUCAAACGAUACAAGUUGGCCUUAUGCUAGUGCCUCUACACUACCUUUUGUAUCUACGUCCCUCUGCGUCUUAAUGAACCUUGUACACGUCUUACGAAUUUCCGUACCGCAUCACUCCAUCUCUGAUUACUAAGCAAAAAAAAAAACCCACUUUUCAUCUUUUGUCAAUCCACUACUGGAUGAAGACCUCCACUCUCCUUGUCAGUCAUGGGGGUUGGUGAGGGUGAGGCGAGAGUGGAGGGGGAGAGAGCAUGCGAGGUCCGGAGACUGGUUCCGAUAUCACCGGCAACUGAUGCUAGCCAUGGCCGGGAAUCGAACUCUGAACGCCUGGUUUGUAGCACAGUGUGCGUGAACCACGGCAACGUCUCACACUCUCCGUCACGUCUCUCGCCCCUCUUCCUACUUAAGUCUUAAAUAUAUCCACAUCAUCUCUAUUUUUAUAUAUUUCUCUUACAUCUACUCGUCUCCCCCCUAUGCCUUGCUGUGCCUUUUCUAAAUGUCCAUCUCUCAAAGUCUUAAUUUCUAUCUCCCUGGCAUCAAUCAAUACCAUCUCACACCGUUAUUAAAACAGCAAUUAAUAUAAAACCCAAGGUUUUGUUUUUAUUUCUUAAGUCUUAAUGUUCUGUACAGUGCAGUAUUUUUAACAGCGUCAGAAUAAUUUAUGCAUUUCUAGAAAACACCUGAAUUGUCUCAGGCCGUUAAGAAAAUAAUUUUGAAAACGUAUUUCAAGUUUUUGUGUUGUUGUUUAACCCUUUCAUGAUUCCUUCUCGCAGCCCAUGGUGCGUAGUCUUAACGACCCGAAUAUCUGAAUACUGUAGAGUCUUAAAUCGACGUUCGGCUGCAGACGUUUGUAAAUUGCGAAUUACAAUCACGUGGCCUGCCCCGAGCCCAGUUAAAUCAUAGCGAGCCCUCUUCGAGAAUAAACAUUUCAGAUAAAAUUGAGAGUACGGCCAACCUGGCUUGUGAUGGGCCUCAGAGCUGGGAUAUCCGAUGAUCAAGCGAUCGAUCACUCGAAUGAACUAUCGGUUCGACUGCUCACGAAUGUAGUUUGGAGAAAAGAACAAUUAAAAAAAAGUCUCCCCUCUGUUCCUCGGCGUGUGACGCUGGACGGGAGGUGACGGGCAGAGCUUGUCGAUUCCGUCGGCGCGUAAAUGGAGCCCGGGUAAAUGUACUUCGGAAUAAAGUAGCCGACGAUAAUUCUAAGUGGAUACAUCGACUUGAUCUCGAAUAGUCGUCCCAGCUCUUGGCAAUGCACACCCCUGCGACCAUUUAAAUAUUGUAACAAUGCAGUGCCCAGGGUUUGGCUCGGGGAGUUACGGACUUCGCCCGGCGUCGCUGAGAUCCCAGGGUUUGAAACCAAGUUUCAAACUCCCACAAUUUAACCGCCGCUGUCCUCGAGUGUAGGGAGAGUUGACGGCCUCAGCUCGGUCACCCAAAUGACGGCGCCAAAAAAAAAAAAAACCCCAUAGCGUACAAUUUUGGUGUUCGAUUCAUUUGGAAAUAUUACAAAAAAAAUGUUUGCUUUGAUCAGCAUGUGCGAACACUUUUUCAGGGCAUGUGAAAGGUUUGCCUCUAGUGUGAAUAAAGAGGCAUAUUUGAAGUACCGUAGUCGUCUUCAGAAGCAUUUCUUUGACAUCUUCCGGGGAUACGUUCUGACACUGGGUGGUAACACUGCUCGCUUCAAGAAGUUGGAAAUGGAAAUUGCUUCAUCUCUUUGACAUCAUGGCAAAAGCACAAUUGUAAUUGAGUUAAAAUCAAACAUCCUGGAUGGCUGUGUUGAAGAAUGUUUAGCACUGCCUGAGAUCCCGUGUUCGAAUGCGGUGUUCAUCCAGCUGUGACGAGACCGGGUUCUCAAUGUUAGCGAGUUGAUGGCCUCAGCCUGAGUCACCAAUGACUGUGCAAACAAAAGGCCAUCAAAUUAUAUUUGAUUUUAAACUUGCGUGUAUGUUGAACUUCUUUCGCACCACCGUACGUAGCCAACAGUGCAAAAUCGAAUGGUGCGUGGGAAGGACAAAUUAAACACGAAAAGCAGUUUUAAAUAAAUUAGUUUUCAGUCUAGAUUUUAAAGACCUGAGCAUCAGUGGCUCCCUAAUAUCGAAAGAAAGAGCGUUCCCAGACGGCCGCAGAAGUGCAUCCGAAAGCGCGCGGUGUAGUGACCGUCUUUGUUCGAUGGCUAGUAAAAAAUGUUCCAUGGCGAGCCCAAACACUUGAGUUUGCCUAGGUUUUCUCAAGAAGCCUUAAUGAAGUGGCUGCCAUCUUUGUUGAAAACGUGGUAUCGUCAUCAUCGUCAUCAUCAUCAUCAUCUGUCAUCAUUCACGUUGGUGAGGGGGUCGUCCAAAUUGACAUCGGUGCCAUGUAACCUGCAAAUGAAAUAAAGACCCAAACAAAUACA
Molecule: messenger RNA, 8190 nt
Organism: Lethenteron reissneri (Far Eastern brook lamprey)
Lineage: Eukaryota; Metazoa; Chordata; Hyperoartia; Petromyzontiformes; Petromyzontidae
Product: transcription factor SOX-5-like
Biological process (GO): regulation of transcription by RNA polymerase II; cell fate commitment
Cellular component (GO): nucleus
Molecular function (GO): DNA-binding transcription factor activity, RNA polymerase II-specific; RNA polymerase II cis-regulatory region sequence-specific DNA binding
Source: RefSeq, a predicted model, not a curated record